Messenger RNA from Paramecium octaurelia, 2868 nucleotides. Lineage: Eukaryota; Ciliophora; Oligohymenophorea; Peniculida; Parameciidae. The record is from the annotation of a GenBank genome assembly.
GAAAUAAUUAGUUUUUCAAAUGGAUAUUGACAAAUAAUUAGAGAUUUUGAGAAAUGGGAGAUGCUUAUGUGAACGAGAUACUCAUUUGAUUUGUGAAUUGGCUAAGGAAAUUUUGAUAGAGGAGUCAAAUGUUGUUCAAGUCUAAACACCGGCAAUAGUAUGUGGAGAUAUACAUGGAUAAUAUUUUGAUUUAUUGGAACUUUUCAAGUGUGGAGGACAAUUACCAGAAAAGAGGUAUGUAUUUAACGGGGAUUAUGUGAAUCGAGGGUAAUGUGAUGGAUUAUUGAAGACAUCAUUCAGUCGAGACAUUCUUAUACUUGUUAUGUUUAAAGAUCAAAUAUCCAAAAGAGAUUAUAUUGUUAAGAGGAAAUCAUGAAUCAAUAGCUGCAACCUAAGUGUACGGGUUGUAUGAUGAAGUGAGAAGUAAAUUUGGAAAUCUAUAUGCUUGGCAAUACUUUAGUGAAGUAUUUAAUUAUUUACCACUGUGUGCAUUGAUAGAUCAAAGGGUUUUUUGUGUGCAUGGAGGACUGUCUCCUUAAAUAAAUAAUAUUGAUUAGAUUCGAGUUAUAGGUUUCACAUCCAUUUUAUAUGAGAUUAGAUCGAAGAACGGCAAAGGAUUAUGAAGGUCCAAUUAGUGACUUGUUAUGGUCAGACCCAGACGAAGAUUUGGAGGGUUGGGCUGUGAAUAACCGUGGGGCUGGAUAUUAAUUUGGGAGGAAAGUAGUUGAUCAAUUUAGUCAUAUUAAUGGAUUAAUUUUGAUUGCAAGAUCUCAUCAAUUAGUAAUGGAAGGAUAUAAAUAUUAAUUUAAUGUAAAUAUAGGAUCUAAGUUUAGAAAAAAUUAGUAACAGUAUGGUCAGCUCCUAAUUAUUGUUAUAGAUGUGGAAAUAAAGGAUGCAUUUUGGUUUUGGAUGAGAAUUUAGAGUAGAGCUUCUAACUUUUUAGAGAAUCGCCAGAGUCAUCUCAAGGGCUCUUUCCUUCAAACGUGUUACCUUAUUUUUUAUGAAUUUAUUAUCGCAAUAUAUUUUAUUCAAUAAUUAAUUAGAAAUAGCGAAUAAGUAUAAUAAAUUUAUUUAAUGAAAAAGAUAGCACCAAGUUUGUUGGAUUAUUAAUCUGCAGGCUAGGGAUAAUUGUUGAAAUAUAUUCAGACAUUGAGGGAAGCGGAGCAGAACAGCAUUCUUCAUAAAUUACAGAAAUAUGAUAUUAAAUAAUUGUAUCAUGUAAUAUAGUGUUUAGAAGUUAGGUUUAUCAAUAAUUCAAAGCAAAGAUAGUUUAGAUGACACCAUAAGAGACAAUCAGAUGUUUGGAGUUUGAUUAGAAGGACGAAGAGAUUGGAUAUACAACAAUAUCAGAGGGCAAACGUAUACGGCAAUCCUCACUAUUUAGUGGCAAUCGUUAUGAGUGCUCAGCAAAACAUUAGUUUGUUAGACAUCCAGUUGCCUUCACAUAAGUGUUUGUUACAAUUGCAUUGCGAACGAAUUUGGAGUCUUUAGAAUGUAAUCAAAUAGCGUUGUGGAAUGUGUUUACCAAUAUUGAUAUUCAUUAUGACCACCAAUAUUAAUCAUGAUAUGAUUACUUGUUUAUUUCAAGAAAAAAAUCAUUUUGGCUUGUAAGAAGAUCAGAUCUUUUUUAUUUAAUAAGAUAAUCUACCCUUAUUUAGCAUGGAAGGUCAAAUUCUAUUUAGUAAUGAAUCUUAGAUUUUUGAUGAUUGCAUUGGUGAUGGAUACAUAUUUUUAAAUUAAUCAGUUUUAGACACUAUGAAAUUUUUGGGAAUCACUAUCCUUCACCUAUGCUCAAUAGAAAAUGUACUUUGUAAAUUUGGAGAUCCUCUAUGGAUUGGUGCUUUCAUUAGAAAUCAAUUAUAUUUGAGUGCAAAAUGUGUACCGAAACGUAGUAUCGAUGAAAACCUAGGAAUCAUUGUCAAUUAAUCAAGUUCAGGUUUGUAAUACAAAGGUAUUUAUAAAUGUAAUUUCAUGUCUAGAGUAUGAUGAAAUCUCUUAUUCUGAUUUGGUCAAAAAAGAUAAGAAUGGAAGUUUGGCUAAUCCUGAUGGAGUCAUUGGUUAGAUCCUAUGUUCUCUUGAUUAUGCCCUUGAACUUUGUUGCAAUUAUAAAAACCAUAUUUUGUCUAAGUAGAGAUUUACAAUCAAACUAGUUUCCAUAUUCGAUAAAAGAAAUGUACAUAUUUUGAUUACAUAACUUCCAGUUUAAUCAAACCCAUGUCAUAAUCUAAUGCUCUUAAAUUCGAAUUGACAUUUUACUAAGCUAUUCCUUAUUGUCCUAUUCAAUCCUUUGGAUUAUUCAGAGUCAAAAGGGAAUAUGAAUAUGCUCCCAUCCUCAAUCCCCCAAGUGAAAACAAAGAUACUAUUCAUACUGCACGUCAGGCCUAUAUGCGUAGAGAUCAAAAAUGGAUGUCUCAAAUAGGAUUUGAUGUCAAUUCAGAAUUUGAGAUCUCGCCCAAAUUAACUUAUUUUGGAGAGGGUUUGGAAGAGGCUACAAAAAAGUAGAUAAAAAAUAAAUUAUAAAUGCCACUUAUUCUGCAUAGUGAAAAAUAAAUUAGAACAGUUAGAGUUAACAGUGUUCAUAAUUAAUAACCUUAAAGUUCACCUAACAAGUAUUCUUCUUAAACUGUUAACAAUUAAAGUUUCGUCUAAUAAAAAAUGAGCAUUCAUCAAAGCUUGAAUCAUCUGAAAUAACCUAUCGCAAACUCAUUAGUUACUCCAACUAAUAAUUAAAGUUUCCAAUUGUCAGGUAGAAGAAGCAUCGACUAGAAACCAAGUAGAUAGACUGAUUAUUAUCAUAGACCUAAUCUAAAUUAAUUAAACACACCUCUAUUUUAAGUACCUAACACUUAUUAUCUACCAAAAAAAUGA